Petromyzon marinus (sea lamprey) is the source of this 6328-nucleotide messenger RNA. The record is from RefSeq and is a predicted model, not a curated record. Lineage: Eukaryota; Metazoa; Chordata; Hyperoartia; Petromyzontiformes; Petromyzontidae.
CCCCCCCCCAUAAAAAGAGAGAGAAGUGCUCUUCUGAAGUUCUCCGCGUCCCGGAUAGUUGACCGAGGACUUGGGAACGGCGUCGUGGUCGCGAGGAGGGUCGUGAGCCCCCCCCCACCCCGCAGGGAAUAUUGUCCCGCCGCUGGUUCGAGCGCUUGCGGUGCGGUGCGGUGGGGGGCCCUGGGCUGUUUCUGCGCGGCGCUCGCUGCGAUGUUGAAGCAGCUGGGGCGCGGGGAGGACGACACGGAGGACGAGGACGCCAGCUUCGCGCGCUGGAUGGGCAGCUUCUGGGGGAACAGGAACCGCGACGCGGCCUCUGCGGGCUCUGCGGGUGUCGCGGGACCCUCCUCCUCCUCCUCCUCCUCCAGCGGGCGUCGUUCCUCCGUGCCCUGCGCGGUCUUGCAGUCCAAGUUGCCUCAUGGGCAUCGCCGCAGGGUCUCUGAAAACGCCCAGCAGAUUUUCUCACAUCCGGAGGAGCGCCUCAGGACUCCGUCCCCACAAGCCUCUUCGACGCUACCCGGCUGCAGUCAGAAGCUCUUCACCCACACGUUUCACCCCGCAUCGCAGGCCUCUUCAGGCUUUGCAGCAAAAGAGCACGGGGGCCAGGCGUCGUGGUUGGCGAGCAGAGGCCCAUGGCAACCCUCGGGGCUACAGAGCGAGCAAGACGCUGCGUCGCUGCGUUCCAAGCCACAAAGGCUCCCCAUCUCCAAGCGUAACAGCGUCUCGAGCCUCUUGGAGCAACCGGCGCGGGGAACUCUGUCACAAAGUGAACGGGCGUCGAGCGUUCGCGUGGGCCCGGUGACGCGGGCGGCGUCACCGUUGGAGUCGCCGCCCGACCGCUGCCCCUCCCAGCAAGGCCUCCACGUGUGUGACCCAAGGCGAGGUGGCGGGGCCCCUUCCAGAGUGUCACCUGAGGGUGGCGAGCACAGCCUCCCUCCAGCUCCGCAGUCCUGGAAACUCGUCAUCAUGAAGAAGUUUGGCUGGUGGAGCAAAAAGCCGAUGUCCUUUGACGAUCUGGAGGAGGUGUGCUCCGUGUGCAAGUCUGUCAUGCGCCCGGGCUCUGUGCAGCAAAUCUGGUGCAGCCAUCGCUUCCACAGGAAGUGCAUCCACGGGUGGCUGAAGCGACGGUGGAGCUGCCCAACGUGCCAGGCGAGGGCCCCUCCUCACGGAGGCCAGGGUGCAGCCUGAGCGGCCUCCUCAGCCUCCUCCAGUCUCUAUCUACUGCUGGACAAACGCCUCUUCACUCUUCGUUUCGCAUCUUUGAUGUUCCACUUGAGUUCAUCUCCUCCAACGGUUGCCACUCUGUCUCUCCCUUAAAUGUAACCUGCAAGGGACUGGGAUGGCAGUGGCGUUCAAGAGGAUGAUUCCAAUGCACCUCCCCCCCACAGUGGCUGCGUGGGGUUUCGCGUCCGUGUGUUUCGGCUCCCCGUUGUGCUUUCUGGUUGUAUCACGUGUUGUUCGGCGCAAUGCCCCGACGUUUCGCCCCACAGCCUGGGAGCUUCUUCAGGGAUUUGAAUAAAUGCAAUUCGAGAAGAAAGUGCAAUUCCAGAAGAAGCUCUCAACACGUAGAGCGUAACGUCGGACACGAUGCCCAAGAACACGUGGUACAACCCGAAAACACAUCAGAGAGCUAUGCUCAGUAAGGCAAUAGUAAUGAAAAUCCUAUUUUGGUGGCCCUGGGCCACUGGUGUAAACUCCACAUUUGUAUGACAAUAUCAUAUUGACUAUCCCCACAAUGAUACUCGCUUUACACGAUUGACCUCAGGAAUUUCUGGAUAACAAAUAUUUGAUUUUUGAUUUAAAGCUUUCGUGACUGUAGGGAUUCAUAUUCUUGGUUCUUUCGGUAAAGUCACGUAGAAGGGAAACAAUAUAAUAAUAUAUUUUUAGUAUUUUAUUAUUUCCCUUCUACGUGACUUUACCGAAAGAACCACGAAUAUAAAUAUUUGAUUAUUAAUUAAAACGAAACCUAAAGAAUAUAUAAAGUUAUCUUUGUGAACUGUGCUGUAAGCUUAACAUAGUAAUUAAAACUGUGGAUACGGCAUUGUAUUAUAGGGUUAAGAUAUAUUAUAGGGUUAAGAUCAUCGUUUUUAAAUGUAAACGAUUUCACAAUCGAUUAACCGUUCCGAAAGUCAGGGACCGGCAGUGGGUUUCAGUGAAAGUUGAAUAUUCAAUGCACCGAUUGGCACGCGUGAAUGUAGAAACAACACUGCAGCCUAAUUCACCACUGGGUACAUUUUCGCUAGUUUUUUUUCAAUUAAAAGAUAAAGGUGGAACCCUGCGAUCGCUCCCUUGCUCGUAGGAAGCUUAAGAGGGUAUUGAUCUCCGAUUUAAUGAUGAUCAGACAUCUUGGAAAAGGUGGGCUUAUCCACACUUUUAUCCACCGCAGGCAACCUGCUGAUCGACCUCGGUGAACUCAUUUGUGCUGCUGGGUGAACCGGAGAUGGGGUAUUCAUGACACGUGCGCCAUUCAUUCAAUUGCCAUGCUGGGAGAUAGAAUUGAACCGGCGACCUCUGGGUUGCAAGUCAAGCAUGCUCAUCAUUUCACCAUGGCAACUCCCUUCGUUUCUCGGUUAUAAAGGUGAAAUCGUAAUAUUUGUUUCUGGAUAUUUCUAUAUGUGCGGUAAACCGGUAAUCGUUUUUUUUUUUUUUUACCGGUUAAAGAUAAAAAAACAUAUUUUAACAACCCUCGCGAGGAUGUCCACCUACUCACGAGCUGUGACAUGCUUGCGGCUGAAUCACUGAUUGGGCUGGGUUACCCGACUUUUCCCAAUGAGUAGGAUGCAACUUGAAAGAGGCGCUGGGUGGAAUCUACCCGCAACCAAAUCCCGCGGGGAUAAAACUCGCGAGGGUUGCAGAUCUUCGCUCGGUAUCUUUUUUUUUUUUAAUCUCGUGCAAGGUUUCAGCUGUGCCCUAUGUGAUGGGAAAUGCCAGCUGCUCUCGCGUCACCCCGUGGAAUUCAUGAACAUUCACAAAAUAAACAAAUUACCCACCGAUUUUACAGGAGUUUUUUUUUCAGUCAUAAUUAAUAUUAAUGCGAUUACGUGUAUUACAAUGAAUAUGUAUACUCCGUAGUUAUUUUCAUGUUAAAUGAUAUGCGUACAAAAAUAUGGUCAGGGGAUUUUCUAAUUAUUUUAAACAGUAAUUGUUGAUAAAAAAAUAUCUAAUAAACGAUUUUACUAACAAUUAAUCGGAAAAUGUACCUCAUUCCACAGUCAUUGCGCUUUAUAUGAUAUUCAGCAACAAAUAUUGCUUGACAUUUUAUCUUCAAUUACAGUAUUGGUUAAGUUCAUUAGUAAGUGGUGAUAACAUUGGAAAUGCCAAACAUUUGGAGGUGUAAUAAUUUUCAUGAAGAGUUUUAGUAUACUGUUGGAUUCAUGUAAUUCCAUAAAUGUAUGCCACAAUGAUUUGGAACAAAUUAAUAUUUGAAUAUAUGUUCACAAUAAUGUUUCAAAUAAAAUAUAUGGACGUCAGUUAAUUGACUAAAGACUCGUAUAAAUAGUGUCCUGACGGAUUAAAGACUAACAUCAAUAUGAUUUCAGUUGGUUAUUGCUUAAUACAUUUUUAAAUGGAUAGUUUUUUAAACGACUUUGAAGGGUGGAUAAGUAGGCCAAACACCCUCUAGAGGGGAUUUCGAAUGCUCCCUCUAGCGGAUGCCAUUCUGUCAACAGUGGCAUAAGAAAGCAAUUAUAGGGCUGAACCUUUUGCUUUUCUGGCAUUUUGAGUUUCAGGAAAUACAAAAUGUCAGCUGCAAAGUUUGGAAGUGAAAAAUAAUCGUAAAUGUUUUUACAACAUUUCUCAAUCUGUAAAGAACCAUGUGAUAAUUAUGGCAUGUUUGUGUUAUUCGAUUCGAUGCCUGUAAACAUCGAUUGCCAUGGAGAUUAGAGUAGCAAUGGAUAGUGAUGGGAAAUACCGUUAAUAACAAUGAAUUUGGCUAUCGGACGAAUUUGGCUAAUAGCUCCUAAGACAAGCUUUGCAAUACUAGCCUAUACUUGGCAACAAUAAUGUGAUUCGGGGUUACACUUUAUCUUUUUUUUAAAUAUAGCACUAGUGAGAAUAAGUACUGUACUGUACGUGGCAGGAAAACAAAAAUACCAACAAUCGUUUUGGCUUUGACGACAGACAUUUUGGGCGUUUUACAAGAGGUUGCGAUUAAUGGUGGUACCCAACAUACAGACAUGCAAUCAUUGAGUCUGACAUGCGAUGUGGAUAUGCAUUUGAGUUGUUUUAUUGUUGUCACCUGAAAUAAUACAAUUAAAAUUGGUAAAGCAUCUAUAUGCAACCACGUCUCAAGAUGUACAAAACUCGAGGGUAUGUGUUGGGAGGGUGGUGAAAAUAUUAUCAGUGUGUUCGUGGAGAGGAAGAUGGAGAGAUCGAUGUUGGUCAUUUGUAAAAAUAAGAAAUACUUAAUUAUUUAGAAUAUAUAUUCAAAAUCAUCAGAUGUUUAAUAAGCAUUAAUGACCAAUCAUUAAUUUUGUAGUUUUAAGUUGGCAGGAUCGUGAUUUGUUGGAAAUAAUUAACCUGGAAUAGAAACGAAAAUAUGUAUGGAGGGUUCAAUCUUCAACUGUUGUGUAUGUUAUUGAUGUAUUCCUGUAUUUAUAUUUCAAUGUUUAACAUUGGUCUUAAUGUUUAAAAGGAUACAUUUAAUUAAGUUUGCUAAAAGAUAACGAAAUGUGAAUGUGUAAUUGGAAAACACUGUAACCGAUGCUCUUUGAUUGAGUUGUAUUGUUGUCAUUAAUAAAAGAGUAAUAAUUGUACUCUUUGGUUAUUUCGGUAAAGUCACGUAGGUAGAAAAAUAAGAUUAAACUAAAAAUUACACAUCACGACGUUUCGAUAGCAACACAAGCCGUCGUCCUCAGGCAGAAGAAAGUAAUCCAGAAACAGCUUCAGCCGUCCACUGCUGGAUUAUUUUUUCCACCUGAGGACGACGAUCGAAACGUCGAGAUAUAUUCUUUCUUGUUUUAUUUUAUUUUGCUACCUACGUGACUUUACCGAAAGAACCAAAGAGUAUGGAUUCCUGCAGUCACGAAAGCUUCAAAUCUAGAGUAAUUAUUGCAUUAAAUUUAACAAAAUAUAUUAAACAAUAACUGAAAAGUGGCGGAUGAAAAUUAAGCAUUUUUAUUUUCGCUAAAUACAAUACAUUUGAAGAUGUGCUUCUGUAUAUAUAUAGAUGGUAGUGUUGAGAAAUCUGACCAUUCACGUGAGACAAACAGAUCAAAUAACAAAACACUAAAUUGUGACCAGACAGGAAAGUCAAACUACGCCUGAAACUGACCGAAAUUAGCGAGUAAGCGAAACCCUAAAGUGGCUUGGGACAUCUAUAAUAGUGCUGUAUUAUUUAAAUUGAUCUUUACGUGGCUUUUUGAGUCUUCGGGGGUUUUGCACUGAAUCCCGAGUCGUACAUGUGCGCUUAAAACAGUGCGACUUACAUAAGCAAACGCUUAUCCUAAAAAAAUUCUUAACAUUCUAACACUUUCAGGACUCAAUUGUAUUUAAACAUGCUCACAUCAAAAACCACGCACCCUUUGGUGAUGGACGUCAUUACCAAAAGUUGGUUGGGCCCACCACCUCACACGCUACUCUUAAUUGGUGCUGUAUCAGCAGCAUUAACACGUCAUCCCAGUACUGUGUAUGUAUGUUCAUGAACCUACUCAAUCUAAAUUCAAAACCACGGUACUGUACAUAAUUUUCUUAAUGCCAAAAAUCGAAAUGGUGACACCUUCCUUUUCCUUGAAGUGACAACAACAAAAAAACACACGUUUUUACUUUAAAUGUAAUGCUUUUUUAAAAUCUUCACCGAAGCAGCAAAUAAAAAAAUCUGUAUCUUCAUUUGGUUGAGGCAGCUUGUGGCAAGCUCGACUGGCCGUGAAGGCACGCGUUUCUUGUUUUCAAUAAUUGCUAUUUAUACGAUCACAAUCCUAGCAACACAACACGUGCGUUGUGAUUGCAAGUGUAGUGUGAAGUCACGUGUUUUUAUUAUUUAACCAACGUGUUGUUUUCCCCUUAACUUGGCUGUGCUUCAUAUUGAGAUGUGUUUAAUGCAUAUUAACGGUCAUUGGUGUGGUGAUUAGAUACGGUAUCUCAGCAGGCACACAGAGAUAUUGUGUGUUGACAAAUGCAUGUUGGUAGGCCUUGCAGUUACUGAAACUUUUGAGAUGCUGGUUAAAAUAAUGUAUCCCCCAAAGAAGAAUGACAAAAAAAAGGAAAAUCGUUAGUUUAAUUACAUGUAUUUUAAAUGUCGCCCGGCUUAAUUAUUCCUCACCUACAAGUUCAGCUGGACGUACACACGCUUGUAGUGAAUGUUUUGUAGAAAUAAAGCUAUUUUCAAUUA